This is a messenger RNA of Baudoinia panamericana UAMH 10762, 1611 nucleotides long. RefSeq lists its product as uncharacterized. The transcript has 8 exons. The record is from RefSeq and is a predicted model, not a curated record. Gene Ontology annotation, molecular function: transmembrane transporter activity. Lineage: Eukaryota; Fungi; Ascomycota; Dothideomycetes; Mycosphaerellales; Teratosphaeriaceae. Gene Ontology annotation, biological process: transmembrane transport. The coding region runs from base 1 to 1611 and encodes 536 amino acids.
AUGGCAGGUUGGGGAUACGCAUUCUCGUUGUCCAAGCAGCAGGUCGCUGAGGCCGAGCCUCCGGGUACCGUACGCCUUGUCGAGCAUGGAUUGCACCGUACGCAAUCAGGACGAGACCAGCAGGAAGAUCACAUCCACCUCAUCCCAGAACCGUCGCAAAGUGCGGCCGACCCUCUGAAUUGGCCAGCAUGGCGUAAAACUGCCGUCCUCCUGACAAUGUCGUUGUACUCUGGCUGCGCCAACUUCGCAUCCGCAGCGGUGGCCCCGGCGUUGCCCAUCCUGGCCUUCCAGCUUCUUCCGCCUAAACAGUUCAGCGAGCUUUCCCAUCUCGUGGCUGUCAACGUCCUCCUCAUUGGCACGUCUAACAUCUUUUGGGUGCCACUUGCCAACACUUUUGGUCGCCGGCCGGUGCUGAUUGUUGCACUGUUGUUGAGCGUGCUCACUUCGAUGUGGUGCGGACUUGCUCAGACCUUUGGUAGUCUCCUGGCUGCACGGGCGAUACAAGGUAUAGGUUUUGGCCCUUGCGAUGCUGUUGCGCCAGACGUAGUCGGAGAGAUAUACUUCGUGCACGAGCGUGGAAGAGCCAUUGCAAUCUAUACGCUGUUUCUGGCUGGCGGAAGCUUCGUUGGUGGUGUUGCAGGGAGCUAUAUUGCUGGCACGCUGGGUUACCGCUACAUCUUCUGGAUCUCCACUGCCAUGCUUGGCUUCGUCUUUCUGCUCGAGCUGUUCCUGGUCCCGGAGACGAUGUUCGACCGACAAGCUCAGCUCGUCGCGGAACAUCAUCCCAGCGUUGUCGGUGACGGGUCGGUCUCGGACGAAAAAGGCGACGUAACUAUGAUUGAGCGUGCCGUACCCACCGACAGCAAAAUCACUUUCGCGCGGAGCAUGAAGAUUGGUCUCUGGCGUGGUGAUCUGGUCAAGCACUUCCUUGACCCCUGGCGCUCCUUGGCCUUCCCAGGUACCUGGGUAGUAAUGAUACAUUACGGUGGCUUGCUCGGUGGCCUUGUUUCCAUCGCCACGGUUGGGCCACAGUUCCUGGCGAUGCCACCAUACCUUUGGGGCAAUAAUGUUGGUCUUCUCGGUCUCGGUCCUGUCGUUGGCGGCUUCCUGGGUUUCGGUGCCACCUAUUUGUCCGCCGACAGCCUCCUUACGAGGAAGGCCAAGCACGAGUCCCACGGCCUUGCAGAACCGGAAAGUCGCCUGCCCGCAAUGUUUCCAGCUUUGAUCCUCGCCACCUGCGGCAUCUGGACGUUCGGUUUCUGCGCUGCCAACCCUUCGCAGCAUGCCUGGGUUGGCAUGAUCAUUGGUUACGGCAUGGUCGGAUUCGGCAUUACGCAGAUUCCGUCGAUUGGCUUCAGCUACCUCAUUGACAGCUACUAUGCCAUCUCCGCAGACUGCUUCGUAAUGACCACCAUCGCAAGGGCAGUGGUUUCCUUCGCUUGGACUUUUUUCACAGCGCAGUGGAUCGCGUCAGCCGGUGCUGCGCUACCCUUCGGAAUCUACGGCAUGUUGAUGGGAGUGUUUGCGCUGUUCACUCUACCACUCUGGCUGUACGGAAAGAGAUUACGUAUAGCGACAGCCGGAUUCCUGCCUAAGCAUGAGAACCACUAG